AUGAAUCAACGGUCUUUUCGAAAACUACCUUCGUGGCAGACGGACGUGCUUCAGGAAGACGUGUCUACGAAAUUCCUAUUAAAAUAUUUCGAGUUCAAUUUUGACGCCGCCGCGGAUGCUAGAAAUACAUUAUUUUGUAAUGGCUGUUACACGCUUCAGGUGCAGAUGCCUGAAAAGAAGAAGGCAGUUGGUGCAGACACUGGAAGGAUGGUGGGAUUUGGUGUCAUACCUGUUGGCCGGUUCAGGUCU
Molecule: messenger RNA, 249 nt
Organism: Iphiclides podalirius (scarce swallowtail)
Lineage: Eukaryota; Metazoa; Arthropoda; Insecta; Lepidoptera; Papilionidae
Source: the annotation of a GenBank genome assembly